Talaromyces amestolkiae is the source of this 909-nucleotide messenger RNA. RefSeq lists its product as uncharacterized. Gene Ontology annotation, biological process: protein lipoylation. Lineage: Eukaryota; Fungi; Ascomycota; Eurotiomycetes; Eurotiales; Trichocomaceae. The transcript has a single exon. Gene Ontology annotation, molecular function: lipoyl(octanoyl) transferase activity. Gene Ontology annotation, cellular component: mitochondrion. The coding region runs from base 1 to 909 and encodes 302 amino acids. The record is from RefSeq and is a predicted model, not a curated record.
AUGCGCCUCGCCCACCUGCACCUCCCAAAUAUAACACCGUUCAAUACGGUAUCCCAGCUCCAACAAACGCUCACCCUCCGCCACCUCGCCUACAAAAAAGCCAUCUCCCUUUCAUCCUCUUCAAGCUCACCCUCAGAACCACAACCCGACCCUACAAUAAUUACAUUCACGCCGAACCCCGUCUACACUACCGGGCGGCGCGACCUACCGCCUUCAAACACAUCGUCACCCUCCGACCAACUCCCGAGCUUGGAACUAUCAUUACCGCCGUCAUUGGAGCCUAUUAGGCAUAUACUUGACCCAAACGUACCAUCUACAGCAGAAGGCGGAAGGAAAGCGGAAUAUCAUCCCACCCUCCGCGGUGGACAGACUACAUACCACGGCCCCGGACAAUUGGUCGCAUACACAGUCCUCGAUUUGAGGCGGAUGGGAUUAUCGCCGAGAUGUCAUAUUAGUUUGCUGGAGAAAAGUGUCAUUGAUUUACUGGCGCGGUACGGUGUGACGGGGUUUACGACAAGGGAUCCGGGGGUAUGGGUCAAUCCCCCCAUACCGGCCCGGAAUGAGGGCAACGGAGGGAAAGAGGCGAGAAAGAUUACGGCUGUAGGCGUACAUCUGCGUCGACACAUAAGCUCCUUUGGCGUCGGGCUCAAUGUCACGGAUGAACCGAUGUGGUAUUUUAAGCAGAUUGUUGCGUGCGGACUGGAAGGGAAGGAGGCUACUAGUCUUGCGGGACAGGGCGUGAGGUUUGAUUCUCAGAAAAAUGAGGAGGUAAUGAGAGAGGUUGCGGAGGGGUUUGUGGAUGCGUUUGUGAAGAGGUUCGAGGUUGAUUUUCCGGCUGAUAAAGACGGCAAGAGGAGGGAGGGGAUUGAGGAGGUGUACAAUAUUGGGGUUGAGGAUGUAAUUUCAUGA